AUGCAUUCCUCACUGACAUUCCUUACACUGGCUCUAUGUCUAUUCUCCUGGGCUAAUGGGUCUCACCACCAUGUGCGCACCACCGGAAACACAGUGCGAUUCAAUCUCACACUUACCUGGGAAGAAUGGGCCCCAGCGGGCAUUCCUCGAAAGAUGAUCCUCGGAAACGGUCAACUCCCGAGUCCCCUGCUAGAGCUGCAACAAGGAGACGAUGUCGAGUUCUUGGUGAUAAAUAAUUUGCCCACCAAUACGACGGUUCACUUCCAUGGGAUCGAGCAACACGGCACUCCCUGGUCCGACGGCACGCCUGGUUUUUCGCAGGAGCCCAUUGCGCCUGGUGGCCACUUUCUCUAUAAAUGGCGCGCGACACAAUACGGGAGCUACUUCUACCACGCUCAUAACAGAGGGCAGAUUGAUGACGGUCUUUAUGGCGCGAUCUACAUACAUCCGGAUGCCUCGGUUGAGAGACCCUUUGGCUUGAUUACGAACAGAAGCAGUGAGAUCCAGGCCAUGCGAAAGGCCGAAAAAGAGACGCAACCUAUAAUGAUUUCGGACUGGCGGCAGUUGACCUCGGAAGAGGUAUGGCAGGCUGAAGAAAACAGCGGGUUGGACGCUUACUGCGCAAACGCCAUUCUGAUAAAUGGAAAAGGAUCGAUUAGCUGUCCUGGUCAAGAAAAAGUGAACCAGCUCGCUAGCGCUGAACAGAAGCAAAUCCUGGGCAACUUGAGUCUGACCGACAUCGGAUGUACCUCCCCCAUGGUGGCAGCCAUGCAGGGAACCUUCCGUCAUAACUACAGCGCAGUACCGCCUUCAAUGUUUUCUGGUUGUGUACCUGGAAAUGGUGGCACUGCUCGUGUCGUGGUUGACCCAACCCACAGAUAUGUGAGCUAUGAUCUGAUCAGUGCGGCCGGUGUCUCGAUGACCACGUUCUCGAUUGACGAGCAUCAAAUGUAUGUCUACGCCAUCGACGGACGUUACGUUCGUCCCACAUUGGUAGAUGCCAUCACCAUUGCUAAUGGCAACCGUUAUUCCGUCCUUUUCAAGUUGGAUAAACCCGCUGGGGAUUAUACUAUCCGUGUAGCGAAUGCCGGAGUCAACCAGGUUUUGUACACUGCUGGAGUUUUGUCAUACAACACAUUGGACAAAGCACAACAGCACGCUUCCGUGGCAUCGAUUAAUAUCCACGGCGCGGUAGUCUCUUCUAACUAUACGCUGCUGGACGAAACGAAGAUCAUUCCAUUCCCGGUCGAGGUGCCAUCUCAGGAGGUUGCUCAGACACAUAUUUUGCGAGUCAGCCAUUACGACGCCUCCUACACCUGGACCUUGGGAAACACCACCCUCCCUCUUGAGAAGGAAGAAGUAACGCCCCUGCUAUUCCACCCCUCCACCGCUCAGCCAGACAUUACUCUCAAGACGCUCAAUGGCACCUGGAUUGAUCUGAUCUUCGAUAUCCAUGGUCAGAUACAGCCCCCUCAUCCAAUUCACAAGCAUGCCAACAAAUUCUACGUGAUCGGACAGGGGAGCGGAGCAUGGAAUUACUCCUCUGUCGCGGAAGCCAUGCAGCAUAUCCCGGAGAGCUUCAACCUCGAAACUCCCCAGAUCAGGGACACAUACAUCACUCCACCGUCGGCAACAGAGGACACGUGGUUAGCGAUCCGGUAUCACGUUGUGAAUCCCGGUGCAUGGCUGCUCCAUUGUCAUAUUCAGGUCCAUCUUAGUGGUGGAAUGGCGAUAGGUAUCCUUGACGGUGAGGACGAGUGGCCUCAAAUACCUGAAGAAUAUUUUAUCCAGGCUUGA
Messenger RNA from Aspergillus pseudotamarii, 1797 nucleotides. Its product is annotated as multicopper oxidase. Bases 1 to 1797 code for a protein of 598 amino acids. Lineage: Eukaryota; Fungi; Ascomycota; Eurotiomycetes; Eurotiales; Aspergillaceae. The transcript is spliced from 2 exons. Gene Ontology annotation, molecular function: oxidoreductase activity; copper ion binding. The record is from RefSeq and is a predicted model, not a curated record.